Platichthys flesus (European flounder) is the source of this 1465-nucleotide messenger RNA. Its product is annotated as P2Y purinoceptor 1-like. The record is from RefSeq and is a predicted model, not a curated record. Gene Ontology annotation, cellular component: membrane. Lineage: Eukaryota; Metazoa; Chordata; Actinopteri; Pleuronectiformes; Pleuronectidae. Gene Ontology annotation, biological process: G protein-coupled receptor signaling pathway. Bases 69 to 1013 code for a protein of 314 amino acids. The transcript has a single exon. Gene Ontology annotation, molecular function: neuropeptide receptor activity.
GACCUGAGAUGUGAAACCAGAAGAGACAAUCACAUUCACGAGGAGGAAGAACUGCAGCUCAGGAGAACAUGAACAAAACCUUUUGUAUUGUCAGCUUUGAUUUCUCCGGCAGAUUCCUGCCUCCUGUUUUAAUCUUGGUCUUCAUCGUCGGCCUGGUUGCUAACGCAUGGGGGUUGAAGUCUUUGCGGCAGAACUGGAAGAAACUGGGAAGCGUCAACGUGUUUGUUCUCAACCUGGGACUUGCAGAUAUUUUAUAUCUGCUCACGCUGCCAUUUCUAGUGGUUUACUACUUCAGGGACAGUGAGUGGAUCUUUGGAGCUACAUUCUGCAAGAUAACGAGAUUCUGCUUCAACCUGAACCUCUACGGCAGCAUCGGAUUCCUUACCUGCAUCAGCGUGUACAGGUACCUGGCUAUUGUUCACCCGAUGAAAGUGUUGGGAAGAAUCACUGUCACUCAUUCUGUGAACAUCUCAGUCCUCGUGUGGCUGCUGGUGGCUGCCCAGAGUCUUCCAGACGUGUUCUACAUCAAGACGUCUAGAAACCGCACUGAGAGCUGCUACGAGACCACACACAGCGCAUCCGUGGAGGAUUACCUGAACUACAGCCUGGGGAGGACCCUGACUGGGUUUUGUAUCCCACUCCUCAUCACACUGGGCUGCUACGGACAUAUGAUUAUUACACUUUGCUCCAAAAACAACGUCGACAAGGAUCUGAAGCAAAGGAGCCUAAGGUUGCUGUUCAUUUUGAUCCUUCUCUUCUCUGUUUGUUACAUCCCCUAUCACCUGUUCAAGAACCUAAAUCUCUGGUCAAGAGUUCUGAGAAAACACGGGAACUGUCACAGGUGGUCCAACGGAGUUUACAUCGCCCAUCAGAUAGGUCGUGGACUGGUUUGUCUGAACAGCGCCAUCAACCCUCUGGUUUACCUUAACGCAAGUAAAGACUCCGACUCAGUUUUGACAUCUGCUCGUCAAGCCAUCAUGCGCCCGUUCACCACCACGGUUUCUACAGUGUGAAUGAAGAUCAGCAAUUGCAUCAUCUGUAUUUAACUGGAUUGAGCUACCCACUGUAACAUAUUCCCUUUUUAAUCUGUGUUUCAAAUUGCUGGUAACACGCUAAAAAAUUAAAUGUCAGCUCCGACUGUCUCUGUUUUAUUCUAGUGGAGGUUUGCGGAGAGUUUGCAGCACGUGUUGCGGUUGAAGAUGUAUUCUAGUUUUAAAAAAGAGGAAGUUGACUGAAUAUAUUUUUAUAGGAUGCAAAUUGUAGAUGAGUUUCACAUAAAAAAAAACUAUUUCUGCUUGAACAUCGAAGCCGUGCACUGUGUUCAGGUCAGGAUGCUUUUGAUUUGUUUAGACUGUAAAAGGACAACUGCAGAUUUAAGUGUCAAUAUUUAUACUCAAAUUUGGUCCAUCAACCAUUUGCAUUUCCAAAUUUAAUGAUUUUUUUCUGCGUGUGAAAUGGUCAUAAU